This is a messenger RNA of Mucor velutinosus, 1284 nucleotides long. Its product is annotated as acidPPc domain-containing protein. Gene Ontology annotation, biological process: regulation of transcription by RNA polymerase II. Bases 1 to 1284 code for a protein of 427 amino acids. The record is from RefSeq and is a predicted model, not a curated record. The transcript has a single exon. Gene Ontology annotation, molecular function: protein dimerization activity; RNA polymerase II cis-regulatory region sequence-specific DNA binding; DNA-binding transcription factor activity, RNA polymerase II-specific. Lineage: Eukaryota; Fungi; Mucoromycota; Mucoromycetes; Mucorales; Mucoraceae.
AUGUCAGACAAUAACAUUGCUUCUUCUUCUUCUUCUUCUUCUGCCUCUUCCUCUUUGUCGAUAUCAAAUAUGCCUCCUCCUCCUCCUAAUAAAAAGAGAAAGAAGUCUGUUACAAUUGCGCCAUCACAUCCAACGCAGGUGGCUCUUCCUCCACCGCUUAUUCCGUAUCCGCCGCCACAUCUAAUGCCUUCCUAUUAUCCUGUCUAUCAUCAACAUCCAUACUUUCUCUCGGUUGGAUCACAGCCUCCAAUCUCCCCCAGCUUAUCACCUACUUUACCGUCAACAUCCUCCACAACAGCUCCAGCUACAUCAUCAGCAACAUCAACAGCUCCAGCAGCUCAAAGAAUUUUACCUAAAUCACCAACAUCUACACCAACGACCGCAGCUACAACAGCAAUCUCGCCGCCUACCUUGGCGCCUACUUUCAACUUUUAUCCUUAUCCUAUGCAAAUAUCUCCUCAACUUCAUCCUACACCGGUAGUAGGCAAUGCUCCUCCACUCAGUCCAGUUCCAUUGGGUAUUCGACACAAUUCGAUGUCGUCCACAACUUCAAAUUCCACAGCGGAUCAAAGAGAGCAGGCUAGAAAAGUAUCCCAUAGUGCAAUUGAACGUCGUAGAAGAGAAAGGAUCAAUGACAAGAUUCUUCAAUUAAAAGAUCUCAUUCCUUCCUGCUCAGACAGAGAGAAUCUCCAUAAGAUGACCAUCCUUCAAAGCGCCAUCGACUACAUAACCUAUCUCAAAAAAGUAAUUGAAGACGCUCCCACACUGACAGAGGAAGAUCAUCCACAGCCGUUGCCAGAUCAGCUACAAAAGUCCAACUCGAUGCUACCCACAGAAGUAGAUCAGUUUACAAAUCAAUUCUCUGCACAUCCACUAAACGCCCAGCCACGAUCAGAAGCAACAGCAACAUCAGACACUGAUGGUACUAAACCAACAAAAGCAGAGGAAGAUGUAGAAGUGUUGGAAGAGGAAGAAGACGAAGAAGAUUCUUGGUCCAUGUCAACAUCGAAGAUAGACGGAUCAAAAACAGUUAAUACGAGUAUGUCGACUGUUACACCAUUGCCAUCUUCUGGCCUAAAACCAAUGGAUGUGAUCAAACUCAACAAAUCAGCCAAUGUUUCUUCUUCGUCUUCGUCCUGCCCCACACCGUCGCCCAUUGUCCCUCCUCCCGCUCCACCCAAAAUCAUAGUCAAUUCACAAGAGGUUGUUCAUCAAGAAGAGGACACUGCUACUUCUUACAGCCAUACAGAACGGAACAUGAAUCUCGAAAACAUCUUGUGCUAG